CCUCCACUCCUUCUUUUUCCACCUCCCUGCUGCAGAAAUGCACCAGUGUUGUGCUCUGCUGAUUGGCUUGAACCUGUUUCAUCUCCUGCAUCUCCCAGAAUGAGGGGAAGGCAGCUGGGUUCAUAGCAUUUCAUUUGCUGAGAGUUGGCUGCCCAAAUGAAGAAUAAGCAGGUGAAUUUGGCACAGAAAUCAUGGAUAGAAAGAGCUUUUUACAAGAGGGAAUGUGUUCAUAUCAUACCCAGCACCAAAGACCCCCAUAGGUGUUGCUGUGGGCGUCUAAUAGGUCAACAUGUUGGACUCACUCCAAGUAUCUCCGUUAUCCAGAAUGAGAAAAAUGAGAGCAGGCUUACUCGCAAUGACAUCCAGUCAGAGAAGUGGUCCAUCAGCAAGCACACGCAGCUCAGCCCAACGGAUGCUUUUGGAACCAUUGAGUUCCAAGGAGGAGGCCACUCCAAUAAAGCCAUGUAUGUACGUGUGUCUUUUGACACAAAACCUGACCUUCUUCUGCACCUGAUGACCAAAGAGUGGCAGCUUGAGCUCCCAAAACUUCUCAUCUCUGUGCAUGGGGGCCUUCAGAAUUUUGAACUUCAACCAAAGCUCAAGCAAGUCUUUGGGAAAGGCCUCAUUAAGGCUGCUAUGACAACUGGAGCGUGGAUAUUCACUGGAGGAGUAAACACAGGAGUCAUUCGACAUGUUGGAGAUGCACUGAAAGAUCAUGCCUCAAAAUCCCGAGGGAAGAUCUGCACCAUUGGUAUAGCUCCCUGGGGGAUCGUGGAAAAUCAAGAGGAUCUGAUUGGCAAAGAUGUGGUCCGACCGUACCAGACAAUGUCCAAUCCUAUGAGUAAGUUGACAGUACUCAACAGUAUGCAUUCACAUUUCAUUUUGGCUGACAAUGGCACUACUGGCAAAUAUGGAGCAGAGGUGAAACUUCGUAGACAGCUGGAAAAGCACAUUUCACUUCAGAAAAUAAAUACACGAAUUGGUCAAGGAGUUCCAGUGGUGGCCCUCAUUGUGGAAGGAGGUCCCAAUGUUAUCUCUAUCGUUCUGGAGUACCUGCGAGACACUCCUCCUGUUCCUGUUGUGAUAUGUGAUGGCAGUGGUCGGGCAUCUGACAUACUUGCCUUUGGUCACAAAUACUCUGAAGAAGGAGGACUUAUUAAUGAAUCUUUGCGGGACCAGUUGCUAGUUACCAUCCAGAAGACUUUCACAUACACUCGAACCCAGGCACAGCACCUCUUCAUUAUCCUCAUGGAGUGCAUGAAGAAGAAGGAGCUGAUCACAGUAUUUCGCAUGGGAUCAGAAGGACACCAGGAUAUUGAUUUAGCUAUCCUUACAGCAUUACUGAAAGGAGCUAACGCAUCUGCUCCCGACCAGCUGAGCCUGGCUUUAGCCUGGAACAGAGUAGACAUCGCUCGCAGUCAGAUCUUUAUUUACGGGCAGCAAUGGCCGGUGGGCUCCCUUGAGCAAGCAAUGCUGGAUGCACUGGUGUUGGACAGAGUGGAUUUUGUGAAAUUACUCAUAGAAAAUGGAGUAAGCAUGCAUCGUUUUCUCACCAUCUCCCGGCUAGAGGAAUUGUACAAUACGAGGCAUGGACCAUCCAACACUUUAUAUCAUCUAGUCAGGGAUGUCAAAAAGCGAGAAUAUCCAGGUUUCGGUUGGAUCUAUUUUAAGGGAAAUUUACCUCCUGAUUAUCGAAUAAGCCUGAUUGAUAUUGGUUUGGUGAUAGAGUACCUGAUGGGAGGAGCAUAUCGCUGCAAUUAUACCCGAAAGCGAUUCAGAACACUGUACCACAAUUUAUUUGGGCCUAAGAGGCCAAAAGCCCUGAAACUGCUGGGAAUGGAGGACGAUGUCCCUUUACGACGAGGGAGGAAAACAACUAAGAAAAGAGAAGAAGAAGUUGAUAUUGAUUUGGAUGACCCUGAGAUAAAUCAUUUUCCCUUUCCGUUCCACGAGCUGAUGGUGUGGGCAGUGCUUAUGAAGCGCCAGAAGAUGGCUCUCUUCUUUUGGCAGCAUGGAGAGGAGGCUAUGGCUAAAGCACUGGUGGCCUGCAAACUCUGCAAAGCCAUGGCCCAUGAGGCAUCAGAAAAUGACAUGGUGGAUGACAUAUCCCAAGAGCUGAACCAUAAUUCGAGGGACUUUGGCCAAUUGGCAGUGGAGCUGUUGGACCAGUCAUACAAACAGGACGAGCAACUGGCAAUGAAACUGCUGACCUACGAGCUGAAGAACUGGAGCAACGCCACAUGCCUGCAGCUCGCAGUGGCUGCUAAGCACAGAGACUUCAUUGCUCACACUUGCAGCCAAAUGCUGCUCACAGACAUGUGGAUGGGUCGUCUCCGGAUGCGCAAAAAUUCUGGCCUAAAGGUAAUUCUAGGAAUUCUACUUCCUCCUUCAAUCCUCAGCUUGGAGUUCAAGAACAAAGAUGAUAUGCCUUACAUGUCUCAGGCCAACGAGAUCCAUCUUCAGGAGAAGGAGCCAGAGGAACCAGAAAAACCAGUGAAAGAAAAAGAGGAAGAGGACAUGGAGCUCACAGCAAACAGCCGGAGCUGCCCUCAGGAGCCUGUCUGCAGGCAGGCAGAAGGACCUGUCUACAGGACCCAAUAUGCAGGCAAGCUGAAGGAGCAGCCCACAAGACCCACCUGCAGGACCCGUUUGCAGGCAAUGCUGGGACGGGGGAAUGGAGAAUCCUCAAGAAAGAAAGAAGAAGAAGAAGUACAGAGCAGGCACAGACUGAUUCCUGUUGGAAGAAAGAUUUACGAGUUCUACAAUGCUCCCAUUGUCAAAUUUUGGUUUUACACACUGGCAUAUAUAGGCUACUUAAUGCUGUUCAAUUACAUAGUGUUAGUGAAGAUGGAUCGCUGGCCAUCGACACAGGAAUGGAUUGUCAUCUCGUACAUUUUCACUCUGGGAAUAGAGAAGAUGAGAGAGAUACUGAUGUCAGAGCCUGGAAAAUUGUUACAGAAAGUGAAAGUUUGGCUGCAGGAGUACUGGAAUGUUACAGAUCUCAUUGCUAUCCUCCUGUUCUCUGUUGGGAUGGUCCUCCGUUUGCAAGAUCUGCCACUUCGGAGCGAUGGCCGGGUGAUAUACUGUGUGAACAUCAUUUACUGGUACAUACGGCUACUGGACAUCUUCGGAGUAAACAAGUACUUGGGACCGUACGUUAUGAUGAUUGGAAAAAUGAUGAUAGAUAUGAUGUAUUUUGUCAUCAUCAUGUUGGUGGUUCUGAUGAGCUUCGGUGUUGCAAGACAAGCCAUUCUCUUCCCCAAUGAGGAGCCGUCAUGGAAGCUGGCAAAAAACAUUUUUUACAUGCCUUAUUGGAUGAUCUAUGGGGAAGUGUUUGCAGACCAGAUAGACCCUCCUUGUGGUCAAAAUGAAACUAGAGAAGAUGGCAAGAUAAUCCAGCUGCCUCCUUGCAAGACAGGAGCAUGGAUCGUUCCUGCCAUCAUGGCCUGUUACCUCUUGGUUGCAAACAUCCUUUUGGUGAACCUCCUGAUUGCUGUUUUCAACAAUACGUUUUUUGAAGUCAAAUCUAUAUCCAACCAAGUAUGGAAGUUUCAAAGGUAUCAGCUAAUCAUGACGUUUCAUGAAAGGCCAGUUCUUCCACCACCUCUGAUCAUUUUCAGCCAUAUGACCAUGAUAUGCCAGCACCUCUGCUGUAGAUGGCGGAAACACGAAAGCGACCCGGAUGAGAGAGACUACGGAUUAAAACUUUUCAUAACUGAGGAUGAAUUGAAAAAAGUCCAUGAUUUUGAAGAGCAGUGCAUAGAAGAAUAUUUUAGAGAGAAGGAUGACAGAUUCAAUUCUUCCAAUGAUGAAAGAAUCCGUGUCACUUCAGAAAGGGUGGAGAAUAUGGCCAUGCGACUGGAAGAAGUAAAUGAGCGCGAGCACUGCAUGAAGGCCUCUCUGCAGACUGUUGACAUCAGACUUGCUCAGCUGGAAGAUAUGAUAGGAAGAAUGGUGACAGCAUUAGAAAAACUGACUGGCAUAGAGAGAGGAGAGACAACCAAGAUACGAUCCAGGACUUCAUCUGACUGUACCGAUGCAGCCUAUAUUGUAAGGCAGAGUAGCUUCAAUAGUCAAGAAGGAAAUGCUUACAAGCUGCAAGAGAGCAUAGAUCCGACAGGGGAAGAGUCUAUGUCCCCAACUUCUCCUACAAUUACACCUCGCAUGCGAAGCCACUCUUUCUAUGCAACGAAUAUGAAGGACAAGUGUGGGUUGGAAAAGUUUGAAAGCAUUUUCAAGGAAAGAUCUCCAAGCCUGCACCGGGCUAGCAGUUCCCACUCAAUAGCGAAAGAAGGAAAGAUUCCCUUAGCCCCUACCAGCACUUUGUCAAUUGCCCCAGACUCCAGAAGGCCUUCAUCUUGUAUAGAUAUCUACGUUUCUGCAAUGGAUGAGAUGCAUUCUGAUACAGAGCCUCUUGAUAGUUCCAUAAAUAUUCUUGGUACUGGAGAUGUAGCUCUGCAGGCACACAUAGCCUCUUCCAUUUUAGCCAACAGUGCAUAUAUUAGCAGCACACCUGGUGAAAAAAUUUCUGGCAGGAGUCUUGAUUAUGAGGAAACAUCCGGUAUAGAAACAAGAGCAUUUUCUUCAGACUAUUCACAAAUCACAGACUGCCAAAUCCCCUGGGAUUCAGACCCUCCCUUGUACCACACUUUAGAGCGAUCUAAGAGCAGUCGUUAUCUGGCUACAACUCCAUUUAUUCUGGAGGAAACACCAAUUGUGAAAUCUCACAGUUUUAUGUUCUCUCCAUCUCGAAGUUACUUCAGCAGCCUUGGCGUACCGGUCAAAACAGCAGAAUACACAAGUAUUACAGACUGCAUAGACACAAGGUGUGUGAGUGCUCCUCAGACCAUUGCAGAGAGAGCAAGUUUCCCUGGAAGUCUCGGCAUCAAGGUGGAAGACUUGGGAUGCUGCCACCCAGAGAGAGAAGCAGAAUUAAGCCACCCAAGCUCUGAUCAUGAGGAUACUGAGGCCAGGGACAAGAAGGGGCUUCCCCUAUCUCCUCAAGACAGCAGUGCCACAAGAACUCUGACCAACAGCAUCCCGCUUCCAAAAAUAGAGCGGGCUAACAGCUACUCUGCAGAAGAGUCCAACAUGCUGUAUGCACAGCACACACGGAAGAGCUACUCAAUCAGUGAUAAACUUGACAGACAGCGAAAUGCAACAAGCUUGCGGAACCCCUUCCAGAGGAGUAAGUCCUCAAGGCCAGAGAGCAGAGGGGACAACCUGUCCAUGAGGAGACUAUCAAGAACAGGAGCAUUCCGCAGCUUUGAAAGCAAGCACAGCUAGGCCUAGACAAAUCUUGCAGUCAGUCAAAAGGUCAUCUGCUCUUCAAUCCAUUUUCCUUAGCAAAAUUACCAUGCUUCAUAUUGACAUUCCACGUCAACUCCAGUUUGGCAUUAGCCACUGGUCAAGGGAGCACACUGUCAGUCUCAGCAUCAACUGCUGAGUUACUGCAUCUUGACCCAGUUGAUAUUUGCACUUAAGGAAAAAGGGAGGGAUGAAAAAUUUACAGAGACUUUGGUAAACAAUAGGAAAAAAAAGACCCCUAGGAAGUUAUAAGUAAUAAGUGAGUUCAGAAAUCUGCCUUCUAAUAGAAAGCAUCCUAAAAUCUAUUAUCCACAAGCUCUUAGGACACAGAAAUUAAUCUGCAAAAAGAGAUGUACAGAUUAGAUGUCCUAAAUUUCAGUCAUAACUUCUUUUUCAUCUGUUUCACCAUUGUGAUGACUGGUGAAAAGCAUUUGUUAUUUCUCUGGGAACUGGUGGCAAACAAAACUAAAGUAUCCCAAAUACCUUGCAACCCUACACAUGUGUAAAUGAAGAAAGAUGAACAAGAUAACAACCAUAACAUUUGCUUGUCUCUUUUUGUAUCAAAUUCUAGUGCCACAAAAAAACAGUAUGUAUUUUCAAAAGCAGAAAGGGAACAGAAAUGCCUUUUGUACUGCAUCAUCAGCGGAGGAAGAAUUCACGUUGAAAUAUCAGGUGAUCUCCUGAUGAAAUGGGCAUUCUAAAGCCUAGCACAGCUGAGCAAGCUCAGGAUGAAUGUAAUUAAGUGGAAUAGUAUAUAUUUAUUUUUUUAUUACAUUUGUCAUCAAUAUUUUGCCUCACUAAAUCAAAGGAUGUGAUAGAACAAUAAGAGUAGGAUGAUCAGAGCAAAGAGCAGUAAUAUUGUCACUGCUCUGUUUAAUUAAUUGUACAAGCUGGGGAGGCUUACCCACAGGGUUGCCACCAGGCUCUUCUUGCUGUUCCAUUUGAGCUGCCAAUUUUUUACAUCGUUCUCUCACCUGAAAGUAUGCCUUUUUUCUUUUUUUGUUUAUUUUUUGUUGUUGUUUUUUUCUUUUUUUUUUUAAAGAAGACAUGUAUUUGUAUUUGGACAUUCCAAACUAUAUAAGAUUUACAAGAUCUAUCUGGUCUUAAUCCAGAUUAACUAAUUUAGACUGAAGUUGCCUAAAGGAAAACUUAAUUGGCAGAAUACUGGAAAACACUGAAAAGUAUAUGUGCUUUUAAGGUAAGUUAAAAAAUUCAAAGUGGAAGUGGAGCUGUCUGUUAGUAGCAAAGCCAUCAGAUGCAAGUGUACUUCUACCAUUCAGCAUCAUAUUACAGAAAAUACAUUUUAGUAGAAUAAAGUACACCUGAUCCAUAGCAUACCUAUGGUGUUUGGUUUGAAGGCAAUAGAAACUCCACUGAUCCUAUCUAAUUUCCAAAGGUCCACAGUACAAACUAUCUUCAGAAGUGUUAUGGGAAGAUAUCUGAGUGGGCAGAGGCGAAAGGGUAUACAGGAUGUAGAAAAAUACUAGAAAAUGAUAAACGGCAACUGGACCAAAAUUUCACAUCCUUUGUGAAGGGACAACUUUUAAGUUUGAAAAGAGUUGAAGCUAAUGCUAAUGACAUUAAAAUAUCUCUAGAGUGACCAAAACCUGUAUAGAAUCAAGUCCUUUUUGUUAUUAAAUCAAAGCACGUGCAAGUAGGGUACAUGUUUCCCAUUUAUUUAAAUGGGAAUUAUCUUUCAAAUCUCUGAGGCAGCUUUGAAAACACAGGCUGACAUUUUCUCACUAGGAUCUCACCCUGGGAGAUCCUAAGGACCAUGUGAGAGUUAAGUCUGAAAGACAACAACAAAUCCAGACAUGAAACUAAUCAUCCAGCUCAAGACAAGAGGCAAAGAAGAAAAUCUUUACAUACUGAGUCACAACGUUGGAAAGCUUGUGAAAUAAAGAAAUGCAACAUGGAAAUGCUAAGCACAAUGUGUUUCGUACUUCCUGCACCAGUAUAUUUCUUUCUUUAUCCUGUUUGACCAAGCUUUCAAUGAGCUAGACUCCACCAAGACACCAUGUUUAUGCAAUUGCCUUGCAGUCCAUGUGCAGCAUUAUGACCACAUGGCAACACCAAGAAAGGUCAGAAGCCUUUCUGUGCAUUAUGAAGCAUGCUUGUGACAGGCCGAUUGUUGAACAACAGCAAAAAGCCCAGAGACAAAGGAACUGUGUUUAACAAUCUGCUUCAAAUGUGCCAACUUUUGUUAGCAGCCUUUCACUAAGGCUUCUCCAAAUCUAUUUGUCCUUGAUGAGUAUAGGGGGAUCUUUUCGCUCUGUUUUCCUUGUUACUUUUACAAAUAUCUUCUAAAACAAUUUGUGGACUCUCCCACCUCUACCAUACAAUUGGCCUACUCUAGAGGAGCUUCAAAUUGUUUAGAAAUUUGUCAAUAGUAAUUAGUGAAUUAGUCCAAAGGAUAGGGAUCUCCUCUGGGGUAGAUUUCAUUGCUUAGUUGUCAGUGUAAAGGAAUUUGCCAAACACAGAAGCUGUAUAAAUAUUUAAGAUACAGCACUUUAUUGAUCUGGAGCACACAUUCCAGGUAAAAAGGAAACAGGACACUUUAUUUACCUCUUAAAAUUUGCCAUUAUAUAUAAAAUGUAAAUUCAAAUGUUAAAAGUGUGAUUGCAAGAUGUCAGAAGACUACUUUUCCUGAAUGUUUCCCAUUUAUUCUAUGAUGUGGUGUCUAUAGAGUAUAAUAUGAUGGAUGUUAGGUUAUUUCAUCUUCACCUGCUUUUGACAUAUUGCAUCAAACUGCUUCUUUCUCAGUUUGGUGGUCAAACACCCAUUCCUUACAGUGGGACCAGAUUUCCCACUUCCAACGUUACUAUGACCAUUUAGUGAGAGUAAAAGUCUUAUCAUCCGUUAUGCCAUGUACCUAUAGCAUGUGCCAUAUGACAUAUUCUGUAUCAGAGGCUAGCGCUUACGAAAUAUUUAUCUACACAUAUAUACAUAUUUCCCAUGUAUAAACCAGUAUAGUUGUGACAUGUGAUAAUAUUAGUGAACGUUACAGGACAAUUUUAUUAUCACGUUAUAAGGUCUUGUUUGUAAAUCUGUAACAUUCAAUAAACUAGCACAUGUUGCAUCAAGCAUUAAGUUCCACUUUCCAAUUAUUAGCAUACAUAUGGAAUAUGCAUUUCUGGUCACAGUGUGUAAGUUUGGUGUGUUUCACACGUUUUUCUGUAUAGCUCCACGUAAGUGUCUGUAUGAGCUGCUGUGUAAACCUCUAAUGAGCCACUGUGGGCUGUGACAGGUGAGUUGUGGUAGCGUGAAAGAUGAACUGGCAUGUUAUGCAAAAGAGUAUAAGAUAAAUUAACUUUAAAAUAUUUUGAAACUCAACUGAAUUUAGCUGUUUGUUUACAUAUGCUGGCCAACUGAGGAAGCAGUGUACAGUAUUUUAUAAAUAUUUUCCUAUAGUAAUCUGUUCUGUUGUUUCCAGUUUAAGUGAUGCUAUUCUACAGUUGGGGUAUACACUUGUCCUAGGUAUUGGAUAAUAGCACAUUAUUCUUUCACAGUAACUUUGUGGUAUGACUGGAAUAGUUUCUCUUCCUACAGUCUUUUUUUGUGUCGAUGAAAAUGCAUGCAUUGUUCCAUGAGUUUCUUUGGACUGCUAUGAAACUUAGCAUUUUGCUAUUGCCUGCCUGUAAAGAUGAAUCCAGUUAGGAAUGAAUCCAAGCUUUUGGAUGUUUACAUUAUUUCCAUUAUGUUUGAUCUUUAGCAAAGAAAGUGAUUUUUUUAUUAUUUUUAAAUGACAAUUGUAUUUUAUGAAAUUGAAAUAUUCAAUGUAAAAUGCGAACCUACAGCAGUCCUCAGACAUUUGGCUCUCUCUUUUUUGGAAGAGAUACGGUGCUACAUAAUUGUUCUUAGCACAAGUGCCAGUUAAUAAAUGGCAGUGUGGGGAUAAUUUAAAAAUAUAACAGACACCCAAAAUAUCUAUUCAUGCACAUAAGGAAAGCCCGCUGGGUUCCAGCUAUAGAUCGCUUUUUUUCAUUUUCCAUUUAUAGAUUUUUGGUAUUAAAAAAAAAAAAAAAAAAGAUUUGUACUUUUG
Tympanuchus pallidicinctus (lesser prairie-chicken) is the source of this 9349-nucleotide messenger RNA. RefSeq names its product transient receptor potential cation channel subfamily M member 3 (gene TRPM3). NCBI's taxonomy places the organism in Eukaryota, Metazoa, Chordata, Aves, Galliformes, Phasianidae. The coding region runs from base 157 to 5286 and encodes 1709 amino acids. The record is from RefSeq and is a predicted model, not a curated record. The transcript is spliced from 27 exons. Gene Ontology annotation, biological process: protein tetramerization; monoatomic cation transmembrane transport. Gene Ontology annotation, cellular component: membrane. Gene Ontology annotation, molecular function: monoatomic cation channel activity.